AUGUCUUCCAAAACACGUUCAUCGAUGGAGAGUUUGUUUAUUCUCUUGUUAACCUCAACCUUCGCCGGGUUAUCAGAUUUGCGUACAAAUACGUUUCCAAUUCUCGUCGACGCUAAAGAUGUAGAGAAAGUCCCAGAACUUGAUCUCUCCAAAAUGAUCAACGAGAAUGUGUAUUCGAAAAUAUUUGUCCGAAAACGUGAAGAACACAAACUGCUGGUAAAUCACCUUCAAUCCAUCGACGAUUAUGGGAAACGCUACAAGCUGAUGAAAGUAGGAGUUGAUGAAAUCAUUCGAAUAAUCCGUGAAGAGGGAGGUAAACUGCGUGGGAACCAAAUCACAUCGGAGUCGGAGUUUCCCAAACUUCAGGAACUGAUCAAUGCGCUCGCUCUGUUCCUCGAGAACACAUGUCUGUUCGGUGAAAUUGUGUUACACUUUCCCGAUAUGUCCUAUCGUAUACUAAAGAGUGUUUCCGAUUGGCGCACUCUAAUGACAGACGCGUUGAACUACAGCAAAGCGUUCGUACAGAUUCUGGACGACAAAUCCAUCGAAUUGCUCAGCUUGCUCAAUCAAGAGAUCAAUGAAGACCAGCGAACACCAGAUUACAUCAAUCCAUACCGGGAAACUGCUCCAUCGACCGAAUCGUCGAAGGACAAGCAAAAGAAAAAAUCCAAACCAAAAAAAGGACCCGCACUGUCACCAGCGAAGACAGAAUUAUAA
This is a messenger RNA of Anopheles marshallii, 717 nucleotides long. Its product is annotated as coiled-coil domain-containing protein 134-like. The record is from RefSeq and is a predicted model, not a curated record. NCBI's taxonomy places the organism in Eukaryota, Metazoa, Arthropoda, Insecta, Diptera, Culicidae. The coding region runs from base 1 to 717 and encodes 238 amino acids. The transcript has 3 exons.